Molecule: messenger RNA, 1803 nt
Organism: Symbiodinium pilosum
Lineage: Eukaryota; Dinophyceae; Suessiales; Symbiodiniaceae
Source: the annotation of a GenBank genome assembly
AUGGGAAGCAGUUUCGAGCCCUACCUGGAAGAAGUUCUAACCACGCUGCUGGACGGCAUGUCCGAUGAUACUGCAUCUGUGCGCGACACGGCCUUGAAGGCGGCGCAGGUGGUGAUCAGGCAUUUUGGCUCAUCCCACACUGCUUUGCUGCUGCCACCCUUGGAGGAGGGCGUCUUCGUGGUGGAUUGGCGGGUACGUCACGGAGCCAUUCAACUGAUGGGGCAACUGAUUCAGCAAAUCCUACGCGCCCAUCGCAUCCCGACGAACAGUGCUGAGCUGAUGCAGGUGGAGGCACUGCCAAAGGAGUGGCGAUGCCACAUGCUGGCUUCUUUGUACAUUGUGCGCAGCGAUGAGAAUGGCAUGGUGAAGCAGGCCUGUCAGCAGGUCUGGAAGGCCGUGGUGCAGAAUCCGCCCAGAACACUCAAGGAGCUGCUGCCAACACUCAUGACCCGCCUGAUUGCAAAUCUGGCUUCAACAAAUCGCGAACGUCAGCGAGUGGCUGCCCGAUGCGUUGGCGAUCUUGUGAGUAAGCUUGGAGAGCGUGUGAUGCCCGAAUUGAUGCCCAUUUUCAUGGACACCUUGUCGGAAGGCGACACCCACGUGCGCGAAGGCGUAUGCCUUGGACUUGCCGAGCUUAUCAAUGCAACAACGAAGGAGCUGCUCACGACGUACUUGGAACAGCUAAUUCCUGCCAUCCAGCAAGCUCUGAUUGAUGAUGAUGAAGCGGUGCGGCUGCAAGCCAGCACGGUUGUGGCUUUGCUUCACAACGCUGUAGGAACGCGUGCAACCAACGAGAUUGUUGAAUGGCUGCUGGAUCAGCUGCUGGAGGUUGUCGAAGAUGGUGACGUAUAUUUGCUCGGCUUGGAGCAGCUCAUGAAGAAGCAGCCAGGAGCUGUGAAGGACCUCGUCCUCGGCCGCUUGACGUCUCCUGCGGAGAGCGGAUGGACACGGCUACAGGUGCAAGGACUUGCUUCCUUAGCUGUGAUUCCUGACAGCCACACAAUCCACAAACACCUUUCGGACGUCAUGCCUGUGUUCAUCGAGGUGGCCAGCAUUGAUGAUGAGGAUCAACCCGAGAUGACUGAAAUUGCUGUUGAAGCUGCCACGAGGGUAAUGGAUGCGGUUGAGCAAGACGGCUUGACCUUGCUGAUGACAGAGCUGCAGGGGCCAAUGCAGGACAAGGACAACGCUUCUCACCGCAAAGUUGCUGCACAGCUUCUGAAGCAUUUCUUUGAGAACACCAGCCUGGAUGUGGUGUCUGUGCUAAGCCUUACUCUGCCGGCCGUUCUGCCAUCUGCACUUGCCGACGAAGAUGAGGAGGCGCUGGCUACUGCCAUGGCGGCAUUGACUGCCAUCACGAAGAAAUGCAAGAAGGAGGAAUUGGCGCCCUACUUGAAUGAUGUACGCUCAGCUGUCCUCAAUCUCAUCACAGAUGCCCAGACGAAGAAGGAGGAUCCAGACGUGUUCCUUCCAGGACUUUGCGACCACAAGGGCUUGGAACCGCUGUACCCCAUCUACCAGCAUGGGCUCAUGUACGGGACGGCAGAUGCUCGAGAGUUGGCAGCUAAAGGUCUUGGCGAGCUCGUGAACCACACCACUGAAAAGGCACUGGCGCCAUACGCUGUGAAGAUCACAGGUCCUUUGAUCCGAAUCGUGGGUGACAAAUUCCCGGGCAAUGUAAAGAAGGCCAUCGUGGACACUCUGCAGGCACUUCUCAUCCGAGGAGGUGAGACGCUGAAGCCUUUCCUCCCACAGCUUCAGACGACCUACGUGAAGUGCCUCACGGACCCACCCAACUCGGAG